GGCUGACCUGAUCAACUGAGAUCUGACAACAAAAUACGCCUUACACAUUUCUUUCUUUACCUGACAUCUUCAAAGUCCAGUUCCCACAGUAUUCGCAGUAUCGACUGAUCUCAUCACUUCGAUUUGCUGACCACCCCUCAUUUACGAGCGAUCGAAUACCGAAUCUGCGAGACCGUCCCGAGCUGAGGCUCCUUAUCGCGGCAACCUGUCACUCGACGUUGAAUAGCCGGCCCUUUCUGUGACAGCUGCGCGCACAUUGCCAAGAAUAUCGGGGACAUCAUGAGCUACAACACUCCCCAAGAUAGCCAGCAGGGCAAGCCCCAGGUGCAAGCAUGUCGCUACAAGACAGGAAAGACGCUUGGCGCGGGGUCGUACUCGGUCGUGAAGGAAUGUGUACAUAUCGACACAGGAAGAUACUACGCGGCCAAGGUCAUCAAUAAGAGACUGAUGGCAGGUCGAGAACAUAUGGUUCGUAAUGAAAUCGCCGUCCUCAAACGUGUAUCUAUGGGCCACCAAAACAUCCUCACCCUAGUCGACUACUUCGAAACAUUAAACAACCUAUACCUCGUCACCGACCUUGCUCUAGGCGGAGAGCUUUUCGACCGUAUCUGCCGCAAAGGUUCGUACUAUGAAUCCGAUGCUGCUGAUCUCAUCCGCGCAACACUAUCUGCGGUUGCCUACCUCCACGACCAUGGCAUUGUCCACCGCGACCUCAAGCCAGAAAACCUUCUAUUCAGAACUCCCGAAGACAAUGCCGAUUUACUCAUUGCAGACUUUGGCUUGAGUAGAAUAAUGGACGAGGAACAAUUCCACGUCUUGACUACAACCUGUGGUACGCCGGGAUAUAUGGCACCAGAAAUCUUCAAGAAGACCGGUCACGGCAAACCAGUAGAUAUCUGGGCCAUUGGAGUGAUAACCUACUUCCUGCUGUGCGGCUAUACUCCAUUUGAUCGAGACUCGAACCUGGAAGAAAUGCAAGCUAUUCUCAUUGCAGAUUACAGCUUUACACCAAUUGAGUACUGGAGAGGUGUCAGUCUCCAGGCUCGCGACUUCAUCAAGCGUUGUCUGACAAUCGACCCCACAAAACGGAUGACGGCACAUGAAGCACUCUCUCAUCCCUUCGUAUCGGGUAUCCCAGCCGGCCAAGAUGGAAAGGAUGGCAAGGGCAGCGAUCUGUUACCAGUGGUGAAGAAGAACUUUAAUGCACGACGAACAUUGCAUGCAGCAAUUGAUACUGUGCGCGCAAUCAACAAGCUCCGAGAAGGUCAAGGCGGGUUAAUGAACGGUGUUGUGUCUUCGAACCCAGCGGGAGGCGCAAAGCCGUUGCAGCAGACGAACAAUGAUUCGGGAGUAGGAGGUAUGGGAAAUUCAGGUGGUGAUCCGAUGGAUCAUGAUUCGGGAUAUGCGACAUAUGGAGGACCAGAACCAGAGAAUACACACAUGAGAGGAAUAGAGCGGAGUUCCGGCCAAGGACAAACAGAGGCACAAAUCGAAGCACAAACGAGGAAGAUUGCCGAAACGACGAAAGGAUUAUGGAGUGCUGGCACAGCGAAGAUUACGGGCAGAUAGUCCGUCAAGAUUCUCCAGCAGGGAGACUA
Molecule: messenger RNA, 1598 nt
Organism: Mollisia scopiformis
Lineage: Eukaryota; Fungi; Ascomycota; Leotiomycetes; Helotiales; Mollisiaceae
Product: Pkinase-domain-containing protein
Exons: 2
Coding region: 280-1569 (429 amino acids)
Biological process (GO): cellular response to oxidative stress; protein phosphorylation
Molecular function (GO): ATP binding; calcium/calmodulin-dependent protein kinase activity; calmodulin binding
Source: RefSeq, a predicted model, not a curated record